AUGUUGCCACAUCAGGAGGGGAUGCUCAACAAAUUACAAGAUCGUAACCCGUACUUUGGAGGAAUGUCGAAAAGAUGUCCCCACUUCUUCAAGGGCUCAAGGACGGUGGAAAACCUGGCGACACAUUGUGGCGGAAUGCUGGACCUGUGCUACAAGAAACGCCAUGAUAAAGUCGUCAGAUGUCUUCACUUUCUUUACACCAAGUAUGGAUUGAACCGAAGGAGUAAGCUGAAGAAUUACAAAGUAAUAUCGAAUGAUAGGGUAAAUAUCAAAUCAGACGUAAAAAUCGAGACGGAACUGUUCCUUGAAUACAACAAGCCCGACCUGAUGAUCCAUGACCGGAGAACAAAGGAAAUCACACUUAUUGAGGUUGGCAUUACCAACACGAAAAUCUUGGCUAGGACUGAGUUGCGAAAAUCACAAAAUUACGACCUACUAAAAAAUGAGUUUAUGGUACCCGGGUGCAAAGUUAUUACACUACCUGUGGUGAUGUCCUGGGAUGGACUAGUGACAAAACAUUUCAAGAGUUAUAGGAAACAGCUUGAAGUAACCGACAGGCUGAUGGCAUUAAUGUAG
Molecule: messenger RNA, 576 nt
Organism: Ixodes scapularis (black-legged tick)
Lineage: Eukaryota; Metazoa; Arthropoda; Arachnida; Ixodida; Ixodidae
Exons: 1
Coding region: 1-576 (191 amino acids)
Source: RefSeq, a predicted model, not a curated record